AUGCAUGUUGGACCGGUUGGGAGUGUUCAUAAUAAGGCUAGAGAAGCUGCUACAAAUUUGAUGAAUCGAAAUACACAUAUUGAAACGGCAGUGAGCAAACACUCCGACCAAGCUCGUAAGGCUUAUCGCACAUGCUUGAAUGCAUCAAUCAAGUGCACUAAGUUUUUAUUGCGACAAGGUCUUGCUUUUCGUGGCCAUGAUGAAAGUGCCACUUCAAGCAAUAUGGGAAAUUACUUGGAGCUAUUGCAAUUCCUUGCAGAUAAUGAUGAUAAAGUUAGAGAAGUUGUGAUGGAAAAUGCUCCUGGGAAUCUCAAAUUACUAGCUCCUUGCAUUCAAAAAGAAAUUGUGAAUUCAUAUGCCCUUGAAACACUUGAUGCUAUCAUGGAUGGUCUAAAAGAUAAAUUCUUUUCAAUAUUGAUGGAUGAAGCACGUGAUGUGUCGGUGAAAGAGCAAAUGACUAUGGUAUUGCGUUAUAUGGAUAACAAAGGGCAUGUAAUUGAAAGAUUUGUGGGUAUCCAACAUGUUACUGACACUACUUCAAGUUCACUAAAGGAUGCUAUUGACACAUUUUUUUCUCGCAACGAUUUGUGCCUUUCCAAGCUACGAGGACAAGGUUAUGAUGAUGCUAGCAAUAUGAGAGUGGUUCAUGUGCUUCAAAUGGUUAUUGAUGAUAAUCCCAAUGAAAAUGCGGGUGAAGCAAAUAAGUUAAUGAGAGAAAUACGUAUUUUUGAGUUUGUGUUUCACCUUUUCUUGAUGAAAGCCAUAUUGGGACUCACAAAUGAUUUGUCACAAGCAUUGCAAAGGAAAGAUCAAGAAAUUGUGAAUGCAAUGACUUUAGUGAAAUCAUGCAAGGAAAAGCUACAUUAG
Messenger RNA from Prunus persica (peach), 867 nucleotides. RefSeq names its product zinc finger MYM-type protein 1-like. Lineage: Eukaryota; Viridiplantae; Streptophyta; Magnoliopsida; Rosales; Rosaceae. The record is from RefSeq and is a predicted model, not a curated record. The coding region runs from base 1 to 867 and encodes 288 amino acids. The transcript has 2 exons.